This is a messenger RNA of Alexandromys fortis (reed vole), 3308 nucleotides long. It is a transcript of the gene Fam161b, whose product is annotated as FAM161 centrosomal protein B. Gene Ontology annotation, biological process: cilium organization. The transcript has 9 exons. The record is from RefSeq and is a predicted model, not a curated record. The coding region runs from base 135 to 2018 and encodes 627 amino acids. Gene Ontology annotation, cellular component: cilium. NCBI's taxonomy places the organism in Eukaryota, Metazoa, Chordata, Mammalia, Rodentia, Cricetidae.
UGGCUCCUGACUCCUGGGGCGGAACAGAUUGGACACUGGAAGCCAAUCCGAGGCUAGGGCUACAAAGGGGCGUGGCUACCAGUGUCUCGCCGGCCGCGCUGCUGUCACCGCCGCUUCUGCUUCUGGUUAGGAAGAUGACUGUGGGGAAAUCUGCCGGGGCGCCCGAAUGCGCCAAGUGGAGCCGUGAGAUAUUUCCCCCCAAAUCCUCUUCAGACACUGAGCCAGAAGAUGAGCUGUCUGGAGAAGGGCUGGUUUUGCCCAGAGCUGGAAAACUCCACGAGUUCCUCAGCCCAGAGGAGGAAACAGAUUCUGCUUCUGACUCCACUGGGAGCUUUUCUAGGACCUUACAGACUGGAAAGCAGAAAGGCCGGUGGAGUCGGCUAGAGUCUCUGUGUCAGUCUGACCCAGACAGUGGUCAGGACGGCUCUGAGGAUGAAGAAGACUUAGAGACUUUCUUCCAAGACAAGAGCAGGGGGAAGCCACAGGUCCAGGACCCUCCAUCUCUUCGGUGUGGCUCCAUGAGGCGCUGCAGCUCCAUGACCAGCCUUCCCUGUGACUUUGCCAAGACACAGAACCUGCCAGCCUCAGACUCUGGGCCUCCCUCCCAGCACAGAAGUGUCUGCUCCUGGGCAUCCUCCAUCACUGUCCCUCAGCCCUUCCGCAUGACGCUGCGGGAGGCCCAGAAGAAGGCCCGGUGGCUGGCCUCACCUGCCUCCUUUGAGCAGGAGAGGCUGCAGGCCCAGAAACAGGGGCAAGAGGAGUCCGAGUGCUUUCGGCAGUUCCGGGCCCAGCCUGUGCCGGCGCAUGUCUACCUCCCACUCUACCAGGAGAUCGUGGAGCGCAGCGAGGCACGGAGGCGUGCAGGGAUCCAGAAGAGGAAGGAGCUGCUUCUCUCCUCCUUAAAGCCCUUCAGCUUCCAUGAAAGGAAAGAGCAGAAAAGGGAAGCUGCUCCACAGACAGACUCGGCUGCAGUGGCUCAGGCCAAGGUCCCCCCAAAGAAGGCCACUAGAAGGAUCCCCAAGGCCAUUCUAGAACCAGCCCUUGGGGACAAACUCCAGGAAGCAGAGCUCCUCAGGAAAAUUCGAAUCCAGAUGCGAGCCAUGGACAUGCUCAAGAUGGCUUCGUCCCCCAUCAGCACAUCCAGCAGCCAGACUCCCCGCACAGCUACCCGCACCCAGGAGGAAAAGCUGAGCUUUCUACAGACAGAAUUCGGAUUCCAGCCUCGGGUGAACCCUGUGGUCCCUGACUACGAGGGCCUUUACAAGGCUUUCCAGAAAAGAGCUGCCAAGAGAAGGGAGACCCGGGAGACAACACGAAACAAGCCCUUCCUGCUACGGACGGCCAGCCUGUGCCACACUCCACGGCCCUGUGAUGUCGCUACUGCUGAAGGCGGGAAAAAGAGAACCCAGAAGUCCCCUCAGCCAGCCGCUGCCCCCUUGCCAAGGAGUCAUUCUCUGAGUGGUCUUGCUUCCUUUUCUGCCAACACCCUCCCUGUGCACAUCACAGAUGCUACCAGGAAGAGGGAGUCUGCAGUCAGAAUGUCACUUGAAAAAAAGGACAAAUCAGACAAGAGCAUUCAGUGGCUGGAGAUGCACAAAAAGAACUGUCAAGCCAUGUCUAAAUCAGUGACCCUGCGGGCUAAAGCCAUGGAUCCCCAUAAAAGCCUGGAAGAGGUGUUCAAAGCGAAGCUGAAAGAAAACCGGAACAAUGACCGUAAAAGAACAAAGGAAUAUAAGAAAGAAUUGGAAGAAAUGAAGAGAAGAAUACAAACAAGGCCCUAUCUCUUCGAACAAGUUACCAAGGCCCUCGCCAGGAAAGAAGCAGAAGAGCGGUAUCGGGACACCCUGAGGCAGGCUGGCCUGGAGGAAGAGUUUGUGAGAACCAAGAGUCAAGGCACACAGGCUGUGCAAGGCAAGAAGAAAGCCAAAGCCAAGGAUUCUCCUAGCAUCCAUGAUACUAUAAAACUCAGCAUCCAAGAUUCAUGGCAGGCUUUAGAUGACUCUGGACCAGCCUGCUGACCCAUGGAGGAACUGAAGAGCAAUGGCUUUGUUGAAGCAGUCCGUUCAUCAUUACCACAUCUGAUCAUCAAGCAGCCAACUAGGUGAGGAGCUUGAGUUUAGAGCCAUGGCUACUGUUAGGGAAUGGGAGAAAAUAACAACAGAAAUGGCUUGAAGAGAUGGAAGUAGAGUCGAAAGUGGAGGGGUCCAAGGUUCUUGCUUUGCGCUUGACACUAAGGAGUGGGCACAGAAAACAAGGUAGAAACCCACAUUUAUGGAGUAGGUACAAGAGGAAUGCAGGUAGAAAAACCGGUAGCAAUAAGGAACUAGAGGUCCAGGGCCGCCAGACCAUACACAUUCUCAUCAGCAGCCAGAAACCUGGUGUCCUGGCAACCAAACCUUUAGGAAUACUGUGCGUGUAAUAAAACGUAGGUCUCAGUCUACAUUUGCAACCUGACGCACAGGCCCUAACACUAGCAUCUGAUACACAGGAACAGGUCAGUUGUUGUUGUUUGUAGGAUGUCUUUGCACCCCUUGCCUCUACCUACUGUAUGCCCUGUAGCACCCAUUGCCAAAUGGCUUCUAGAGGGCAAAAAAGUCCUGGAUUGAAUAUCACUGCUGUAGAAAGCAAAGAAAGACUGAUAAUUUUGGAAAAACAAGUAAUUGCUAUGAACUUAGUCUCCAUACUAAAGGAUAAUUAUGCAUGCCAAUAACAAACUCAGAACAGCACUUCCGUUCUGCCAUUCUUGAGAACACAGCACUAUGUGAAUGUUUGUAACAGCAUAAAAUUCAUUUUACAUAAAACUUCUGAACACUGUGAUUUUGUACUAAUAAGUAAUCUUCGGGAUGUUUUUGUCAAUUAGCUGUGCUGUAGGCAGAUAAGAGGCUAAUAGAAGCCCAUUUCUCAUGUUUAACCAUUUCUGGGAAAAUUACCAUUUAUUACUGCCAUUUUCCAAGACUUAGACGUCAUAUUUUAGACUGAUACUCUGACAAUAGCAAUUUAGGUUUGCCAGUUCUGUUUGCUUGGUUUUUUUUUUUUUUAAGUUGAGGUAUCUCCCAUUGUCCUGGAACUCUCUAUGUUCCAGGCUGGCCUUGAACUCAAGAGAUCCAGCUGCCUCUGCCUCCUGUGUGCUAACAUUAAAGGGGUGCACCACCACCACCAGCUUAGGUUUGCCAGUUCUAAACAGUGGUGUCAGGUUUUCUUUUUCAAGAUAGGGUUUCUUUGCAUAGACCAGGCUGGCCUCAAACUCAAGAUCUAAUGUCUCUGCCUGCCCAGUGCUGGGAUUAAAGGCGUGCACCACCACCACCACC